AUGUACAGACACGUAUUUGGUUUGCAGCAGGUUGCCCGGCGGAGUAUCUCCAGCUCUGCCCGCCGGGUGGAGAACAGAGUCCCAGAGAAACAGAAGCUGUUUCAGGAGGACAACGGGCUGCCGGUUCAUUUAAAAGGAGGCCCAGCAGACGCUCUGCUCUACAGAGCAACGAUGGCGCUGACUGUCUUCGGAACCGGAUACGUCCUGUACGAGCUGUGGAACGCAGCGUACCCUAAGAAGAAUUAACUCCACUGCUUCAGCUGUUUACCUGCGUUUUAAAAACCGGCCAGCUGUCCAUCUGUGUCGGGCCGUGUGUGUUUCCGUCGAGGUGGGAUUUUGUUUCAUGUUCAUGGGAUCAAUAUUUAUUUCUUGUACUCUCCCUGAUGACUUGAGGAUCAAAUAAAAAAUCUCAUGACUCAAACCUG
Molecule: messenger RNA, 425 nt
Organism: Seriola aureovittata
Lineage: Eukaryota; Metazoa; Chordata; Actinopteri; Carangiformes; Carangidae
Product: cytochrome c oxidase subunit 7A2, mitochondrial
Biological process (GO): regulation of oxidative phosphorylation; mitochondrial electron transport, cytochrome c to oxygen; mitochondrial respirasome assembly
Source: RefSeq, a predicted model, not a curated record